Molecule: messenger RNA, 931 nt
Organism: Epinephelus moara (kelp grouper)
Lineage: Eukaryota; Metazoa; Chordata; Actinopteri; Perciformes; Serranidae
Gene: taf10
Product: TAF10 RNA polymerase II, TATA box binding protein (TBP)-associated factor
Exons: 5
Coding region: 283-843 (186 amino acids)
Biological process (GO): transcription initiation at RNA polymerase II promoter
Cellular component (GO): SAGA complex; transcription factor TFIID complex; nucleus
Molecular function (GO): RNA polymerase II general transcription initiation factor activity; promoter-specific chromatin binding
Source: RefSeq, a predicted model, not a curated record
CGAUACAUACAGCUCGGGUCACAUGACGCGAUUAGGUCUCUGCAGCAUGAGCUCAGCUUUCUGCUGCUCGUUAGCUACAAACAUUUCUGCUGCUAACUAGCUCCCGAUUUUGCCAUCUAAAUAUCCUCCGAGUUAGAAAAGUAGCGUAACUUCAUAGCAGAGUAUUUUGUAGAAGACCAAUCUUAGAGCUAUAUAACACGGAAUCGCGCUUUUAGACAUAUUUUGAGAGCUUCUCUGUGCUAGCUAGCUAAGGUUAGCACGUUUGCUAACGUGAACACCAACAUGAAUAUUGACAACGUUAAUCAGUCUGUCACAACCGGGGUGUCUUCUACGACGUCUUCAACUGCAAGUAAUUGUAUCGCAAAUGAUAAUGCAACAACUAACGUCAGCAGCAUCCCUUCGGUCACGAGUAAUGCUUCAACCUCAGCGGCCAUGGUGACACCAUCAGCAGACUCAUCUGUCUCCAACGGCGUCUAUGUUCCUGGUGGCAUCACCAAUGGAGAUGUGAAGCCUGCCCUCUCCACCACGCCUCUGGCAGAUUUCCUCAUGCAGCUGGAAGAGUACACUCCCACAAUUCCUGAUGCAGUUACAGGCUAUUACCUCAACCGGGCUGGCUUUGAGGCUUCUGAUCCAAGAAUAAUCCGUCUGAUCUCCCUUGCUUCUCAGAAGUUUAUCUCAGACAUUGCCAAUGAUGCACUGCAGUACUGUAAAAUGAAGGGCACGGCCUCAGGAAGCUCAAGGAGUAAGACAAAGGAUAAGAAGUACACUCUGACUAUGGAGGACCUGACUCCUGCCCUCACAGAAUACGGCAUCAAUGUCAAGAAACCAUAUUACUUUACAUAAACCUGUCUUCCUUUAAGGCUUUUUGCUAGUUUUAUCUCCCUGCUGACCCACUAGAGUCCGUCGACACCCUGAUUGCUAAUUUUUUUUU